AUGUCCUAUGAUUGGCUAAAUAUACCAGGGCUUGCACAAAAUGCAGCUGAUAAUAAUCAACAAUCACAACAACAACAAUCGUCCUCUUUCAAUGGCCUCGGUCCACCAAGUGUAUCAUUCGAUUUUGGUGUUCCAACUCCUACUAACUCAAAUUUAAAGAUCAUUGAACCUACUGCAUCAAUUAGAAGUCAUAGUGACACGUCAAUUCCUACCCUUUCAAACAGUACUAAUAAUGCUGAAAAUGCUGCUCUCAUGAAUUAUAACGAAUCCAUGGAUGAUCUAAGAGUGCCCCUAUCAUUAUCACAAAAUCAAUUAACUCAUGAAGAAUUAAGAACAUACUUAAGAUGGUAUAAUUACAUAACAGCAAAGACACAUAAUAAAUUAGUUAAAUUAUGGGAUGUUUUCACUUUUUUGAAAAAUUUCAAUAUUAAUGAUGAUUUGAAAAAUAGAUUAUCCACCAUCUUUAGAAGUUGUAAAAAUGCUUUAAAUAUUGGUCAAUUUUUUGCUUUAUUAAGAUUGGUUUCAAAAGCUCUGAUAGAACAUGUAUUACCAACAAGGAAAAUGAUUAUGGAAAAGGCUCCCAUUCCAAGACCAAGACCAAUAUUGGCAAGAAAUGAAGAUGGUCAAGAAAUUUAUGAAGAAGUGGAGGAAAAUGCCCCAGAUGGUGUCAAUGGUGGUGGUGUUGAUUUCGAUUCUUUUACGUCUUUACUUUUGACAGGCCAAACUUCAAAGAAAAGAAUAAGAAGGAAAAUUAAAAAUAUUGCAUUUAAAAAUAAAAGGGUAAGAUUCUCUGAACAUGUAACGUUCCAAGAUCCUCCAAAAAAUAGUGAUCAGAACAUCAAAAAUAAUAAUAAUAAUAACACGACUACGAAUGAUAAUCACAUUGUGAUACCGGAGGAAAAAGAUGAAUUCAUAAAAGGUCCAUUGGAUUUAUCAUUACCAAUGGAUCAAUUAUUAAAACAACUAGCUAAGAAGUCGGAGAAUACAGGUUUAGUUUCCACAUUACCAAAUGAACAACAAGAAACAGAAGAAGAAAAGGAAGUCUUAAAGGAUAUGCAAGAUUCCUUAUCUCAUUUCAAGAAGAUUACUACUGUAGAUUCUGCAACAAUGUUCACAGAGAAUCCAUUAUUGCAACCUUUGUUUGGAAUUAAUAAUGGUAUGAAUAAUAGUUUUAAUGGGAAUAAUCCAAAUACCAAUCAAUCUCCUUUGCAACCACUUAAACCAACUGCCACUGGUUCAGCCAAUCAUUUAUUCCGUAAAGAAUUCGGUGCCACUACUACAAACAACUCAUUUGAUGUAAAUAAACAAACACAAUCUUUACAACCUUUAAAACCAACAGCAACAGGAUCUGCCAAUUAUUUAAUGCGUAGCCAUUUUGAACCUAUAAAUAACCAACAACAGUCGACAAACAUCAACAAUACUGGUAGUAAUCCAGAAGUAUCACAAAUGAACAACUCCCUCCCCAUGCAACCUUUAAAGCCUACCGCUACAGGUUCAGCAAACUAUUUAAUGAAACAACAGCAGUUCCCAUCAUCUGCAAUGCAACAACUAAAUACGCAAACUAGCCCUGUACCAAGCCCAAACAAAUUUGCAUCUCCACAAACAACGGGACAACAGCAACACGUGUCGUACCUACCAACACAAUUACAACAACAAAAUAUAUAUAUGAAUAACCUUCAAGUACCGAAUCCAAUGCCACAACAAAAUACUUUCCCAAGAAACACACCCUCACAUCAGCAACAACACCAACAACAAAUGCCCUCAUACUUGUCACCUCCUCAGCAACAACAAUCACGUCCACAAUUGAAUCAAAAUACUCAACAACAACAACAACAAGCUGGUAGGCUUCCUGCCCCUAAUGCUGCAAGUAGUUAUCUUCAAACAUUAUUAUCGCAUUCUUCAUCUCCCACCACCAGUCAAACCACUAUAGACAUGCAAUAUCAUCAACCACAACAACCGCAACCACAACAACAUCAAAUACCAAACAAUGAUACAAGAACAGGAACGAAUCAGAAUUACACUAAUGAUUAUCAAACACAACAAAUGCAGCACCCUCAACAACAGCAUCAGCUCCAUCAACAAUAUCAUCACCACCAACAACAACAGCAACAACACUUACAACCACAGCUUACGCCACAUCAACAACAGCAACCUCAAUAUACGGGCCAACCCCCAUCGUCAUCAUCAUCAUCAUUACAAGCAUUCCCCAAUAGUAAUGUGAAUCAUACAUUACCUUCUAUAUAUCCAGGUUAUCCAAGUGGAAGGCCAUAUUCUUCUUCUUUUAGUACAAAUAACCUUGCAGAUUAUAACCAUAACAACAACAACAACAACAAUAAUAAUAAUUAUAAUAAUAUUAUCAAUAGACCACCGAUUUCUUCUCCAAGUCAUAGUAAUGAUAAUAUAUUGAAUAAUUUACAAUCAUUACAACAACAAGUUGAUGCAUUACAAAACCAAUAUGGGAGAGUUCCACGCUAA
Molecule: messenger RNA, 2475 nt
Organism: Naumovozyma dairenensis CBS 421
Lineage: Eukaryota; Fungi; Ascomycota; Saccharomycetes; Saccharomycetales; Saccharomycetaceae
Gene: SCD5
Product: Scd5p
Exons: 1
Coding region: 1-2475 (824 amino acids)
Source: RefSeq, a predicted model, not a curated record